AUGAAGUUGCUUACUUCUGUUACGAUGCUGGCUUCUGUGGCUCUAGCCGUGCCGCGCUCCUUGAGCACCCGCCAGACCAACGACAGCCCGCUGGACGUCAGGAUCGAGAUGGACGGUAACUCCAGGGUCAAGGCCGUCCUAACCAACAAUGGCAACAAGGAACUCCGUCUUCUCAAGACGGGUACCUUCCUGGACCAAGCUCCUGUGGAAAAGGCCAAGGUCUAUACCAGCCCCAUCUACUCUGAAAGCGCCGUUGAUUUCAGCGGUAUCCGUCUGCGCGUCGCGCCGUCCAAGCUCACCGCGGCGUCCUUCCAGACCCUCGGCGCCGGCCAGUCCGUCACCACCGACUUUGACCUGGCGCAUGUCCACGACCUCUCUUCCGGAGGCACCUACCAUGUCGAGCUAUCCGGUGCUCUCUCCACCGCCUCUGGCUCCUCCUCCUCCUCCUCCCUCGCCGGCUCCGUCCCGUACCGCUCCAACCGUCUGAGCAUCACCGUCGACGGACCCGCCGCGAGCGCCGCCGCGUCCGCGUUCCACCUGCAGCGCCGUGCCAAGAUCCAGGACUGCAACGGCACGCAGCUCAGCGUGACCCGGGCCGCGCUGUCCAGCUGCGCCAAGCUGGCCUCCGCCGCCGCCGCCUCUGCCGCUGCCUCCAACAGCUCCGACGACAAGAUGACCGAGUACUUCAAGGCCGCCGACAACAGCACCCGCGGCGUCGUGUCGGGCGUCUUCAGGAGGGUAGCGGCCGAGUGCGGCUCGACUACGGCGGGCGUCGCCGACUACUACUGCUCGGACCCGUACGACGCCUGCUCCGAUGGCGUGCUGGCGUACACGGUGCCGACGCAGAGCUACAUGGCCUACUGCCCGCUGUACUUUACGGAGCUGCCGCCGCGGACGGAGAGGUGCCACGCGCAGGACCAGGCCACGACGAACCUGCACGAGGUGACGCACUUGCGCCAGGUCAAGGGCACCGAGGACUACGGCGGCUACGGGUACGACUUUGUCCAGAGCCUGACCAAGGAGCAGAACCUCAACCAUGCGGACACAUAUGCCCUCUUUGCCAAUGCCAUCAAUUUGCGAUGCUAA
Molecule: messenger RNA, 1086 nt
Organism: Akanthomyces muscarius
Lineage: Eukaryota; Fungi; Ascomycota; Sordariomycetes; Hypocreales; Cordycipitaceae
Exons: 2
Coding region: 1-1086 (361 amino acids)
Biological process (GO): proteolysis
Molecular function (GO): metalloendopeptidase activity
Source: RefSeq, a predicted model, not a curated record